Bacillus rossius redtenbacheri is the source of this 2575-nucleotide messenger RNA. It is a transcript of the gene casp, whose product is annotated as FAS-associated factor 1. Gene Ontology annotation, molecular function: ubiquitin binding. Gene Ontology annotation, cellular component: endoplasmic reticulum; nucleus. The transcript has 14 exons. The record is from RefSeq and is a predicted model, not a curated record. NCBI's taxonomy places the organism in Eukaryota, Metazoa, Arthropoda, Insecta, Phasmatodea, Bacillidae. The coding region runs from base 167 to 2128 and encodes 653 amino acids.
AUAGAGUUAUUGGAAAUAUGUUUUAACGUUGUGCAUUUGGUAUACUGUAGUUGUGUCAUGUAAUCGAUUAGUCGUAAACAUGAGUGGUCAGUCACCGUCAUUGUCUAUAAUGGUGUGUAAAUGUACGAGUAAAUAAUUUUGUUGGUAAAAUUUUAAAUCAAUUACUAUGUCUGAAAACAGAGAAGCAACUUUAGCCGAUUUCCAGGCCUGCACAGGUAUCGAAGAUGUUGCUGAAGCCAUUUAUCAUUUGGAAGAAACGAACUGGGAUUUGUUGAGGGCCGUGAAUCGAGUAAUGCCUCAAGAAACCCAGACGCUACCAUCGGAAAUGGAUAUGGAUAUCGUUGAAGAGAUACCAAAGAAACGAAGGAAUUCCGGACCAGACGUUUCUGUGAUCACAUGCACUCGUGAUGUCAGGAGUGGUUCAUCCAUCGCAGACGUCAUACCCCUGCCUUCUACUUCCAAUUCCGAGAGCUUUAGACUACUGAACUUCCGUGUCAAGUUCAGGGACCGGGUCUGUCACGUCCAGGUGCCAGAGAUGGGGACAGUAUAUGACCUUAAAUGCCGCCUGCGGGAUGAGUUUGGUGUAUCACCGUGCCAACAGUAUUUGCAGGGGUGGAAGUCCUACCCAAAAUCAGACGAAGUUGUUCUAACCACCCUGCACCUUCCUAGAGAUAACACACUUUUCAUGACAAAUCCCAACUUGGAGGAUGGGGAAGACAUGUCAAAAGAGUCGAGCAUAGCCGAAAGGCUGGCGCAGAACUACAACUUGAACAUCCACGAUCUGACCAAUAAGAAGCAUUACAAUCUGAAGUUCCUGGGUUCCAAGACUCUCCUAGAAGUUAAAUCUGAUGUGUACACACUGACGGAUAUUCCGGUCCGCCAUCAAGUGUGGACGGGCUGGCCGGAUGAAGUCGACGGCGACAGAACCACCCUAGCGUGCUCUGGUAUCAACUACCCCUACCACGAGCUGACCGUAAAGAAGGUUCCUGGCGGCCACUCCAAAGAACUUAAGAAAGUGAUCGACUUGGCUGACAGUGAUAACAGUUCUGUAGAAGAGUUUGAAGAUGCAUCAGAAACAUUCAAUGAUGAUGACAUCUUUGUUGACAUGGAGACUAAAAGAAUGCAGCCCCUCAUUCCAGAUAAUGUUGAAGAUGAGACAGUAGGUUGCAUUCACUUUGCCGAAGAGUUCACAAACAGGUAUGGGGUUUGCCAUCCAGAUUUCUAUCAAGGCUCUCUGGAGGACGCAGUUAAGGAGGCAUGCCUUAAACCUGCCAAAGAUAGGCGACUGCUGGCAGUUUAUCUCCACCAUGAUGGCAGUGUCCUCACCAAUGUGUUCUGCACUCAGCUGCUCGGGUUUGAGUCUGUCCUGCAGUGCCUUAAUACACACUUCGUCGUUUGGGGCUGGGACCUAACGCACGAAUCAAACAAACUCAGGUUUUUCCAGUCCGUGUCUGUGACAUUGGGUGCAGUUGCUGCGAUGGCAAUAAGAAACAUUAACAUGGACAGGUUACCGGCUCUGAUUAUCAUAAUGAGAAUGAGAUCAGCCACAGAAAUUUUUCAGGUUGUUCAUGGGAACGUGGGUGUGAGCGAGCUGCUGACCAGCCUGAUCCAGGCGGUGGACGUGUUCACGGACCAGCAGACCCUGGAGGUGCGCGAGGAGGAGGAGCGAAACGCCAGGGAGAUGGUGAAGAUGGAGCAGGACGUGGCCUACGAGCAGUCGCUGGCGGCCGACAGAGCCAAAGAGGAAGCCAAGCGCAGCCAGGAGUUGCUGGAAUGCCAGGAGCGAGAGAAGAGAGAAAUGAAGGAACAGAAAGAAGCUCAGCUGAAGGAGGCUAACAGGCUGAAAGUUAUGUCAAGACUACCUGAUGAGCCACCAGAGGGUGCAGAAGAUAGUGUUACAAAAAUUAGGUUCCGCCUACCCAAAGGAGAGAACGUUGUCAGGCGAUUUUAUGUUUCCCAACAGCUGAAGGUAGUUUUGGAUUUCUUGUUGGUGAAGGGGUACCCACCAGAAGAGUUUAAAGUAAUAUCUAGCUGGCCUAGACGAGAUCUUACAACACUCAACCCAAAAGCAACCUUGCUGGAGCUCAAGUUAUGCCCACAGGAGACGCUGAUACUGGAGGAACGAUAAAGCAAAGCUGUGCUCCGAGUUGAGACUGGUGAACCCUUGUAACAAAGACAGCUCAUUGUACAUAAGACCAGGCUGUGUAAAAUUUACUACUUAUUGAUAAGUGAGGUUGCGCAAGUAUGUUUGCAUGUGUGCGUGUUAUGUAAAGUUUUGGGGACUGCCCAAUUUUAUAUAAAUUAUAAUGUGAUCUUUUUGCUAUGUUUAUAGCUGUUAAUGUGUACAUAAAACUGAGUGUAAUAAAACCACCCACUAGCAAACAAAAAAGAUCCUCCAAAACACUUGCUGGAAAAAAAACUUUCAAUUUAGUUGCCAAACUAAUUAAUAUUAAUACUGCCUGUUAAUUUGACUCAUUUUCUGUGAGUGUCAUGUAUUUAAAUUGUUUCCUCACAGGUCAUAUUGGAUGUCUCGUUUGGUUUUGACACAUCUCACAAUAAAUCUUCUCCACACAUA